AUGUCUUCUCAAUCUGCUUCUGCUGCGGCUGCCAACCAGGCUCUCAUCGCUCUUGUCGCCCGGCUCGAUGACAUGGUUCAAGAUGUUCUCCGGUCGCAGUCUCAGGAUGAGAAAAUGGAGUUGAGCCACGAGAUUGCUCGUGAAGUGAAUGUCGCAAUUCGUUCAUAUGGGAGGGACGCUUCAUAUGUUCCCCCUGGCCUGCUGUCACUUGCAGCUGAGAUCUUUCGCGCUCAGAGGCGCACCUCACAAUUGGUGGUAGUACCGGAUUGGAACCAUCUUGGUAACAAUCAGGAUAUGUGCAUGAAGCAUCCAUUGUACAGUAAGACAUUGGGUCAUGCACCGCCUGCUUCACCUGCAGCUACUGCUCCUGCAUCUGCACCUGCACCUGCACCGGUACCUACUCCUGCACCGGUACCUGCCCCACCACUGGUACCUGCCCCACCACCGGUACCUGCCCCACCACCGGUACCUGUUCCAGUACCGGCACCGGCCUCUGCACCGACACCGGCACCACGCAUCAGCAUUCGCAUACCUAAAGAUGUGCCACCCGGCAAAGGCAAAGGGAAGGGGAAGGGGAAGGAGAAGGGGAAAGGGAAGGCAAAGGCACCGGAAGAUCAUGGCGAUGAGGAUGGCGAGGGGAUCGAUGUGGAUGAUCUUCUGGACGUUGAGCCCCGGAAAUCAACUCGUCAGGCUGUCAUCGUUGUCAAAAAGAAGGGCAGUGCGUCGAAGGCAAGUCAGCGGGUUGUGAUUCAGGACGAUGAAGAGGAUGAAUUGGAGGAUGAGGAUGAUGAUACACAAGGCAGGCCAAAGGCAAGUUCAUUAUUUUACUUCACAUUUACCGGUCUAUCACUCAUCACGAUGCAGGCCACUGUCAGACCAGGGAAACGGCAAAAACUGUCCAUGCAGCCCAAGGGCAAGGCCACCAGCAAGGGCAAAGUGCCAGAACCACCCCGCAUUGAUGAACCCCAUCCGCCUUGUGAUAGAUGUCUGGCCAAGAAUGUCGAGUGUUUCCCCCGAUUGACGAAGAAAGGCGAGAUCGCCUCGACUUGCUCAUUGUGCUAUCUGUGGAAGAUGGCAUGCAUCCGGACUAACACAGAGAGCGCACCCACCACCUCUGCCAACACCAUUACCCCCAUCACCGUCACUGCACCACCUGCAGUCGCAGUAGCCACUCGCUCCAAGACCAUCCGGUCCAAAGCCACCGGAGAGAAGAUGAGUGGGAAAUCCAAGGCGAAAGGCAAGUCUUUUGUUUCCGGCAAGGAUAUCCGGCACCCAAGUCCUAUCGAAGAGGAGGACAACGUCGAUGAUGUCCAGAUGGUUGCUGCCGGCGGUUCUGCACAACAACCGGCCCCUUUGGCAUCCGCACACGAUUUCCCUCCUGAUCAUUGGGUGGAGCCCGGCAAUGAUGAGAUGCCACCUUCAUCACCGGCCAUGGCCUCGGAGGACAAUAUCCGGUUCUCGCCGUUACCGGUCGUUUUCAACCAUCCCUCUCCUGUCUCUCCUUCCAGACCUGGUCAUUCCGCCCAAUACCCUCUCUCUCAUGAUGAGAUGGAGGCCAUGUUGGCCCAAAUUCGCAUCGAGAUGGAGGAACUGCGCACACACGAUCGAAUGGAAAUUGACGUCCGGCAUGAUCACUUGGAGAAUCGCAUGGACAUCGCCGAGGCAUCUGAUAGCGCCAUGUCCAUGCAGAUUGAUGACAUAGGGCGGGAUAUGCGUGUGCAGAAGGGACUCCUUGCUGAGUGCACGGCUGAAGUAAGAGGUAUUGUCAGGUAUCUGAGGGAGCAAAGAUCUACUCAGGUCACAGCAUCAACUCCACCGGCAUUUAAUCCACCCCCCAUGACAGCCCAUGACCCAUCUAUCAGUGCAUUUGCUCGCACUGUGACCAACAAUGUGUUCACUCCGGAUGUCUCUUGGAUGGGUGCCCAGACCGGUGGUGAUAUGUUGGGUGAUACUGCAGAUGGAUCACCGGUCGCAAGGCACAACCGGGUGCCAUCCAAUUCCACCAUCAUCCCUUCACUGACCAUGAGGGAAUCCGGCCCAUCUGUUCCUCCGGUUGGUGCACCACCUGUGCAAUCUCCUAUUCUCCCGGUCGCUGGGCCAUCAAAUGUGCCGGCUGAUGCCCAGUCCGUCUCAGCUCCUUUGCCACGCCCGCGCUUUGGACCUCUAUCGCACCAAGCGGACAUCCGGCUCAUCUGUAUUAUCCAUCUCGCCUUCACCUCUUGCACACCGGAGGUCCGGCACAUCUGUAUCAUCCAUUUCACCUUCACCUCAAUCGGACAGCCGACGUCCGGCUCAUCUGUAUCAUACAUUUCACCUUCACCUCUCGCACACCGGAAGUCCGGCUCAUCUGUAUCAUCCAUCUCACCUUCACCUCUCGCACACCGGAAGUCCGGCUCAUCUGUAUCAUCCAUCUCGCCUUCACCUCUCGCACACCGGAAGUCCGGCUCAUCUGUAUCAUCCAUCUCACCUUCACCUCUGUCCCACAACACUCUUCCGGCUCAUCUGUAUCAUCCAUCUCACCUUCACCUCUGUCCCACAACACUCUUCCAGCUCAUCUGUAUCAUCCAUACCGGCAAAUAUUUCCAUUAUCCACCGGGUGGAAUAUCAUGA
Suillus plorans is the source of this 2610-nucleotide messenger RNA. RefSeq lists its product as uncharacterized. The transcript has 9 exons. Lineage: Eukaryota; Fungi; Basidiomycota; Agaricomycetes; Boletales; Suillaceae. The coding region runs from base 1 to 2610 and encodes 869 amino acids. The record is from RefSeq and is a predicted model, not a curated record.